This is a messenger RNA of Scaptodrosophila lebanonensis, 3937 nucleotides long. It is a transcript of the gene Npc1b, whose product is annotated as NPC intracellular cholesterol transporter 1 homolog 1b. The transcript is spliced from 6 exons. Bases 37 to 3777 code for a protein of 1246 amino acids. Gene Ontology annotation, cellular component: membrane. NCBI's taxonomy places the organism in Eukaryota, Metazoa, Arthropoda, Insecta, Diptera, Drosophilidae. The record is from RefSeq and is a predicted model, not a curated record.
UUUUUUUUGUGGUUUUUUGUUUGUGUGUGUAUUGGGAUGAACAAGUUGAUAUCCUGGAUUGGUGCUCUGGCAUUGAGCAGUUGGGUUUGCUUUGUGGAUGGGCAGAGUGACCUUCCAUGCAUCUGGUACGGACGCAGUCAUUUGAAGGGGUCGCACUGGCAAAAUAAGGCUGAUAACGGCCCUGCACGGCCGCUAAACAGUCCCGAGGCUGAGGAAAUAUUCAAGCGUCGCUGCCCCACAUUUUACGAGGAGUACAAGGGACCCAAUGGCGAUGCGGAACUAUUGCUAUGCUGCGAUGCGGAUCAAGCGAUUGACUUGGACGCGGGUAUGACCCAAGCCGAUGGCGUCUAUUCGCGCUGCCCGACCUGUGUGGCCAAUAUGGCGUUGACCAUAUGCGCCAUGACAUGUGCACAGAACCACUCGCUCUUUCUCACGGCCUACAACGAACCCUACGACAAUCACGAGUAUGUGGAGCACAUUGACUAUCGAUUGUCUGCAGAGACUGCUUCUAAGGUCUACAACAGCUGUGCGAGCAUUCAACAUCCGCAGACGGGACGGCCAGUGAUGGACUUGGGGUGCGGUGCCUACAAUGCCAAGACAUGUGACUACCGCAAAUGGUACAAUUCUAUGGGCGAUGCCGACAGCAGCGACUAUGUGCCGUUCACAAUCAACUAUAUAUAUGACGACGAUGAAGUGGGCUCCAGCAACGAGGAUGAUGCCAUCUUUUUGCAUCUAGAUCCACUCGACUGUGGUCAAAGCUAUGACAACAACUAUGCUUGUGCCUGCAUAGAUUGCGACGAGUCGUGCCCGAUAAGCACACCCCCGGCGGGGCAGGAGGAUCCCUGGCAAAUAGCUGGCCUUUAUGGAGUGACCUUUAUUGUCAGCUUGAUAGUGGGCAUACUUUUGGCCGUCCUCAUCUUUUGGGGCUCCUUCGGACGUUGUCAAGCGCCAAAUGUUUGCAUGCCCACGCUUUAUGGUGGUUUCCUGCACACGAGCUUCCGGUUCUGGGGUACUUUUUGUGCAAAACAUCCGGUUCUGGUGUUGGCCAUAUGUUCCUGGGUUAUUGGCGGCCUUGGAUAUGGCAUACGCUAUAUGAAUGUCACCACGGAUCCCGUGGAGCUGUGGGCCGGUGAAGAAAGUCGCACAAGAAUUGAAAAGGAAUACUUCGAUGAACACUUUGGGCCUUUCUACCGCACCAAUCAGAUAUUUGUAAAGCCCAAGGACAAGAGCUACUUUACACACGAAGCGCCCAGUGGAUUGCUUCAGUUUGGACCGGCCUAUGAGUUCAACUUCUUGAAGGAGGUCUUUGAGCUGCAGGAGGCCAUCAUGAAGUUGGGUCUUGACGAAGGUGUUGGUCUGAACAAAGUGUGCUAUGCGCCAAUGCUAUAUCCGGGGGAGGAGCCGGAAGUGAAAGACUGUGUUAUACAGUCCCUCUACGGCUAUUUCCAGCACGACAUGUCUCGUUUCGAGAGCUCCUAUGAGGACAGCAAUAAUUACACCAUUAACUACUUGAAUCAACUUGAGGAUUGCUUGCGAGUUCCCAUGAUGGAGGACUGCUUUGGCACCUACGGCGGCCCAAUUGAACCGGGCAUAGCUGUGGGUGGCAUGCCCAAGGUCAGUGCUGGGGAGGAUCCAGACUACUUACUAGCCACCGGUCUAGUGCUCACAUUCCUCGGACGCAAUCAGAACGAUCCCUCGAAGUUGGAGAACAAUCUAGAGUGGGAGCUGAAGUUUAUUAAUUUCCUCAAAAGCUAUACCAGCGAUCGCCUGGACAUUGCCUUUUCCGCGGAGCGCUCUAUCCAGGAUGCUAUAGUGGAGCUAAGCGAGGGAGAAGUGGGCACUGUGGUCAUAAGCUACGUGGUGAUGUUUGUCUAUGUGGCCAUCGCCUUGGGCCGCAUACGCAGUUGCCGGGGCUUUUUCCGAGAGUCACGCAUCAUGCUGGCCAUCGGUGGUAUUGUCAUCGUCCUCGCCUCUGUGGUGUGCAGCCUGGGCUUCUGGGGCUAUUUGAAUGUGACGACCACAAUGCUUGCCAUCGAGGUCAUUCCGUUCCUGGUGCUGGCCGUGGGUGUGGACAACAUAUUUAUUAUGGUGCACACGUAUCAGCGAUUGGAUCGCAGUCAAUAUGCUAAUACCCAUGAGGCGAUCGGAGCUGCUAUUGGUCAGGUGGGUCCCUCCAUACUGCAGUCGGCGGCCUCCGAGUUCGCCUGCUUUGCCAUUGGCGCCAUCUCGGACAUGCCGGCGGUUCGGACCUUUGCGAUGUACGCGGCGGCGGCCAUUUUGUUGGACUUUUUGCUGCAGAUCACGGCAUUUGUGGCACUUAUGGCCAUCGAUGAGAGGCGCUACCGUUCGGGGCGCCUGGAUAUGCUAUGCUGUGUGCGAACCGCAAAGAUCCUGAACGACUCAUCGGAUGUGGGCAUGCUGGAGAAGUUGUUCAAACAUUUCUAUGCACCUUUCUUGCUAUCCAAAACCGUGAAGACGAUCGUGUUGCUAGCUUUUACUGUGAUAACCUGCCUGUCACUCAUGGUGUGUCCGUCCAUCGAGCCCGGCCUGGAUCAGGAACUUUCUAUGCCCAAGGACUCCCACGUAGUUAAGUAUUUCCAAUACAUGGAUGAUCUAUUAGCGAUGGGCGCACCCGUCUACUGGGUGCUGAAGCCAGGGCUGGACUAUGCUCAGCCAGAGCAGCAAAAUAUCAUCUGCGGCGGGGUCGAAUGCAACGACGACAGCCUGUCCGUGCAGCUCUAUACCCAGUCGCGUUAUCCAGAGAUUACAUCUCUUGCACGCUCGGCCUCCUCGUGGAUUGACGAUUACAUCGAUUGGCUAAGCAUAUCCGACUGUUGCAAGUACAAUGCCACCACUUUGGCCUUCUGUCCGAGCAAUUCCAAGAGUGAUGAUUGCUUGCCCUGUCCACGUGAGUUCACGGAUGAUGGGCUACGCCCCAAACCAGAGACCUUUAACAGAUAUGUACAGUUCUUCCUCUCUGAUCUCCCCGAUGCUGAGUGCGCCAAGGCUGGUCGAGCUGCCUAUGCAGAUGCCGUCAUCUACACCCUAGACGAUGAGGGCUUGGCCACCAUUUUGGAUACCUAUUUCAUGCAAUACUCCACCACUUCGACCACCAGUCCGCAAUUCACAUCAGCGCUGCGUGAAGCGCGCCGCAUCGCUAGCGAAAUCAACGCAAUGUACCAGGCACAUGGAGUGGACGUCGAAGUGUUUCCCUACUGCGUUUUCUUUAUUUUUUAUGAGCAGUACCUGACCAUCUGGAACGAUGCGCUUUUCUCCCUCGGACUCUCACUGGUGGCCAUAUUCGUAGUCACCCUUUUAAUCACCGGCUUCGAUAUUACAUCGGCGCUAAUUGUUCUGUUUAUGGUCAUCUGCAUUGUCAUCAACAUGGGUGGCAUGAUGUGGGCCUGGAGUAUUACGCUUAAUGCGAUUUCGCUGGUAAAUCUAGUGGUGUGUGUAGGCAUAGGCGUUGAAUUCGUCUCGCAUAUUGUGCGCUCAUUCAAGGAAGCUGAGGGCACGGCCCAGGACCGAGCUAUGCGCUCCCUUACGGUCACCGGAAGCAGCGUUCUCUCGGGCAUUACGCUCACCAAGUUCGCUGGCAUUGUGGUGCUCGCCUUUUCAAACUCGCAGGUGUUCCAGGUCUUCUACUUCCGCAUGUACCUGGGCAUUGUUCUUAUUGGAGCAGCACAUGGAUUGAUUUUAUUGCCGGUGCUCCUGAGCUUGCUGGGACCAUUACCUGGACUGCGCAAAACAUCCAGCGAUGAGCCACUGACGCCUUAAGUAUCGCCUACCACGAUUUCUCCGUAAAAGUGUGCGUGUGUGGGUUUGUGUGUGGGAGUCUGACUGCGCCAGAGUGUGUACAACUGUGAUUUAAAAGUCACCGCGACAAUAUGUAACAAAUAUCAGGGACGAUUGUAAUUUAGUGGGUCCUUGAAGGAUU